AUGGCUGUUAUCGAGCUGGGACUUCCUAAGAUCAUAGCCAGUGGCUUGUGUUUUCCUGUCAUUGUGAGCUCUCUGCAUACUUACGACAUUUUUAUGCGUGGAUAUAACGACAUGAUAUGUUUCCUCUUGAUAUUGUUAAUGUUUGAUCAUGAAAAAAAUCUUUACUUCCAACAAUUGCGUUACAAGGGCAAAGUGAAAACUAGCGAACAGGCAAUUACCACAAAGCUUCAGACAAGAAAAGCCGUGGAAUACUCAACUAUUCCAAUUCGCAUUUACGCAUACCUAUAUUUGGUGUUUCAUGAGGAAUCAAGGGGAAUUACUGCACCAGACACAAAGCAGCAUGAUUCUCGGGACAAAAAUAUGAGUUUUGCUCGCCAAGCCAACUGUAGGGCCCGUCAGGUUUCCCCGUUGAACAUUCAAAGUACCACGAGCUAA
Opisthorchis viverrini is the source of this 435-nucleotide messenger RNA. RefSeq lists its product as hypothetical. The record is from RefSeq and is a predicted model, not a curated record. The transcript has 3 exons. Lineage: Eukaryota; Metazoa; Platyhelminthes; Trematoda; Opisthorchiida; Opisthorchiidae. Bases 1 to 435 code for a protein of 144 amino acids.